AGUUUAAAAAUGUCAUAUUUAUGAGAAACUAUGCAGCACAGUUUUAAGAUCACAAAUCUUGUGGAUUGCUAUUUGUUCACUUAAAAAAUCUUUUGUUUGAAAUGUUUUAGCAAUAUUAAACAUCUCUAGCAAGGAGGUAUAGCUCUGUGGGUGACAGGAGUGGGUGUUAUAUGAAUGCUAAGUUUUCGUUUGAUGUAAAUGUUUUUCUGAAAAAAGUGGGCCUUUGUCUAUAUUUCUGUGCGAUUUUCCAGGAUGGUACAUUAGGGUUGUGUUAAAUAUUGUAUUGUUUUUGUCUGUGGCUGUUUGUGUUGUGUGUGUAUGUGAUUUGAUUACCUUUGAUUCUUUCAUAUGAAGUACCACAGCAGAAACCACAGGCUUUGAAAUAAUUGUCACAAGGUGAUGCAUUAAAGGAUUUAUACUUAAACAAUUCACAAAACAUCACUUUGAUGUAGAAAAAUGUCGGUGAUGAUCAAACUCUGAAAAUGUUCGUCAGAAGUAAAGCUUUGUCGAAACCUGCUAACAACAGUGUUUUUUAACCAGUAUGUUAAGUGCUUUGUGCUAUGUUUUUUUUGUAUUUUCCACCCCCUCAAUUAAGUGACAGCUUAAUGCAGAAUGCACCAUCAUUUCUCUUACUGUAAACGUAAAGUCCCAUAAUGCCUAAAUUUAUGUCUGAGUAAUAGUAUUCCUUGCAUUACCAACAUUGAUCUGAAGAAAUGUGAUUUCAUAAAAACACCAGGAGUUCAGUUUUGUAUUUUAGUUGAAUUAAAACUGGUAGUGUGAGGAUAUGGAUAUGACAAUCUCCUGGUUGCCUGUCAGCAUUAUUGAAGGCAGGUUGGUUGUGAAAUUAUUUCUUAUAGAAUGAGUUUAGGAGUCUCCCCUUCAUUUGCUACAUCUAGGGAGCCAUUUUUGGACUGCAGUGGUUACAGUAGGAGAAAUUCCAGAAAGAAGGAAAACGCAUGUCAGCUAAAUGAUAGUAGUUUUCCAUUGACAUUUAAAAUUAUAUGCAUGCUGGGAGGUCAUCCAGGGACAACAUGUUGACAUCGGACAGCUGAAAUCUCCAUCUUCUGUGAGGCAGUGAACAUCUGAGGUGGUGGCAAAGACUGACUUGAUGGAAAACCAGGUCUGUGGCGAUAUCGUGGUGAACGUUAUGCUGACUGUGGGUUGUCCAUGCCAAGAAGUGCAUCUAUAGACCUGUGACAGCUCAGGGAGGAAUCUCCUUUAACACAAGAACACUUUUUGUGCCAAUCGAGGACAACUGUUCACUGAUAACAUUGACAGAGUUCAAAAGACAACUAUUUCUGUAAACCUGCAAGCCAGCUUGGGAUUGUUUACCAGCAGGAUAGUGCAAGACCUCCCAGUCCUACGAUUACAGUGCCACUAUUACAAAUGUUGAGGUCUUCUUGUUGCCCAAGUUCAACUGUGCAACCAACUCGCCAGUGUCACCAGUAAGACAGCUGGAACUUGCCAGCCUUUGUCAGCAGACUGCAUCUGUACAACCUUUAGCAGUCUUUCGAGAGACUAAUCAGGUCUGUUCCAAUGCUGUCCAGAUUGUGUUAAUGCACAGAAAGCCAUAAACAAUACUGAUAUCUUAAUGUUUUCAUUUUGACCAUGUAGCAUGUUCCAUGCUGAAAAUGUAUCAAGAUUCUUUGAUCUGUAAUUUCAUUCACAUUAUCUGUGUUUUGGUUGAUGUAUUUCUUUACAGUAUUUUAUUUAAUCCAGUAAGCAUGAGUGUUGUAUUUAUUUUGUGCCAUAGCAAGAAGUUGGCAAGCUUUUAUUAUUCACAGUUUAUGACCAGAAGCAAUUGGUGAACCCGUUUAUAUUCUAUGUUCAAUUUGAGUGAGGCUUCCUCCUCAUUAAAAUACAGGUAAGCAUUUUGUGCAAGAAAACACAGAACAAUUGAUUUUUCAUGUUUACCCCUGCUGGAUCAGCAGUGAUCUUGUGGGUGUAUUGGCUUUCUGGGCGCUAGCUAUGUUGUACUUUAGACUUUUUGAACAUUAAGUGAUCCAAGAUUUGGUAUACCAUUAAAAUAAUUAUUAAUUGCAUAUAUAGUGCUUAUAAUCCCAGUGGAUUCCAACAUGCUGUUUGACAUAAGUCAUUAUGUUUCAUCUGUAGUCACAGCAGAUCAAUUGACAAAUUGUUUCAACAGUAGGGUUAAGGGAGAAACUUACUCUCCAUCUUCCCUUAUUCGUUUGAACAGCGUCAUGGGAUCUGGAAUGAAAAAGUUAUCAGGAGCUUGGUUAAAAUUCUCAUCUGAAGGAUGACACCUUUUACAACACAGUGUUCCUGCUCACCAUAGUGGAGCAUUCGUUUGUUGGACAUUUUGGUCUGGCAUGAAGAGUAGCACCUACUGAUCCACUAAUACUAUAGACCACAGAACCAUGGAAAAUAGAGGUAUCUCACCACUGCCCAGGUCCAACAAAUGAAUUGUCAAUGAAUAGAUGGCAAAUUGUCAGAUUUAUUCAGGGCAAAAUCUUGUAGCUGCACUGAUUAAGUUGGUGCAUGAUCAGCACUUGUCUUGCAAACUAUGUUUCUAUUUCUAUUUAAACAGAUUCCAGCUCAGAAUUUGUUUUUGAAGAAACAUACCAGGCUUGUUCUCCAAGAGGUGUCAAAAAGAUCCAGACAAAAGCACCUAAAACACCUUCCAAAAAGUUAAAACCAGCCCUAACUUCAAAGAAACUCUGCUGCUGCUUCUCAGGCAACAUGGGAAAUGCAUUGCGAGAAAUGGCUGAUGGGUCUAACAAGUUGGUCUUUUAGAGUAUACACAAUCUCCAACCAUCCCAAGAUGGAUCAAGGUUGUUCCUUCAAAACACAGUAUGGUCAGAAAGAUAUGGAAAGACAUCUUAAAACCCACACUGGUGAGAAACCCUUCCAGUGCGAGGUGUGCAGUAAGAGAUUCAGCCGGAGGGACAAACUGACCAUGCACAGCCGCUCCCAUACGGGAGAGAAGCCGCACAAGUGCAAACACUGUGCGUACGCCGCAGCCGACAGCAGCAGCCUGAAGAAGCACCUCCGCAUCCACUACGACGAGCGCCCCUUCAAGUGCCAGAUCUGCCCCUACGCCAGCCGCAACUCCAGCCAGCUCACCGUGCACCUCCGCUCGCACACCGGAGAUGCCCCUUUUCAGUGCCAUCAGUGCGAAGCGAAAUUCAAAAUCAAUUCCGACCUCAAGAGGCACAUCCGGAUCCACUCAGGGGAGAAACCGUACAAGUGCGAGUUCUGCGACUACCGCUGCGCCAUGAAGGGCAACCUGAAAUCCCACGUCCAGAUCAAGCACGGCACAGAGAACUCCUUCAGGUGCUCGGAGUGUGACUUCCAGUGCGGGAACAAGACAGCCCUCCGCCAGCACUCGCGCGAGCACCAGCCCGCGCAGCCCAUCAAGUGCUUGAAGUGCAGCUACUCCUGCUCCAGCAGGGGGGCCCUGAAGGUGCACGAGAGGAUCCACUCGGAGGACCGGCCCUUCAAGUGCGACUUCUGCACUUUCGACACCAAGCAGCGCAGCAACCUGAUCAUCCACAGGAAGAAGUUUCACUCCGACAAGGUGGAGGAGAGGCACGGCAAAGGCGCCAAGGGGGAAGAAGGCCAGAGGCAGGUCAGUUCCCGCUACCGGGCGAAGCUGGAUGCUGCCCGCGCCUUCCGCUGUGAUGCCUGCGAUGCCUCGUUCGUUCGGGAGGACUCCCUGCGGAGUCACAAGAAGCAGCACCGUGAUGCCCAGCUGACUUUUCUGCAGCUCCAGAUGAACCCCAGGGAUGCUUCAUGCCCGGAGUCUCCGAUCCGUCAGCUUCAGAUGCCCUUGCAUUCCAACCAGGUGUCCUCCUACGGAGACGCCCAGUUGAAAAUCAUUGUCGGCCACUCGCUCGGCCAGGAUGGCACAUUUGUUCAGGCAUCGGUUGAUGUGCAGCAGCCUAAGGGAGACUCUGUGCUCCUGAAUUCGGAUAACCAGGGAGAAGGCAGUGCCAAUUCUAUGAUACAGCAGGUCAAUUUGUUAACACCCGUCCAGCACAUGGUACCUCACAAUGAGGUCCCCAUGGAGCACCAGACGGUUCUCCUGACACACAUUGCUCCCAGUUCGGAGGACUCUCUCCACCAGGCUCUGAUCCAGACCACAUCAGUAACCUCUCAGGACUCCAACAACAGCCAAACCUUCAUCACCACCUGCUCGGACCUCGAAGGCCUGAACGCCUUGAUUCAGGAAGGAGGCACAGAAGUGACUGUAGUGACAGAAGGAAAUCCCAACUCUUCCGUGCCGUCUUCUAUAACGACGCCUUCAAUCAUCUCCCCACCUUUGCAAGACUUGACUUCGAAGCAAGCUGUUGUUGUUCACAGUGACUCCACAUCUAAUGAAGGUGGCAAUCUCAUGGUUCCCAACAUCAGUAUAAGCACUCAGGGGGUCAUAAUUCAUAGUCUACCUCUUGUUGUUUCAGCAGCUCAGCAGCAACAGUCCUUAGACCAGCUUUCCUCUCAGAACAUCUAUUCAGACCCUCAUGGUACUUCCACAACUAUAACCUUGCAGUAGAAUAAAGCAUUUCAAUUGCGGGCAAUAGAUUUUCUGUAUGCAACAGGUGUGUGCAGUCCUGUAGUUGAUAUUAUUAGUCUUGGACUAUUUUUGGCAUCCAUUUCUGCAAAAGGUAACGGUUAAAUUUCUGCAGAAGAGAAUAUAAGUUUCAAAUGUCAAUGUUGUUUGAUCUGAAGCUCAGUGAGGAAUGCACGCAGUAUUAGAAACUUCCUGUCAAUGGGGAAAAAUGCAUCCAUUUUCAAAAUGUUGUGCCUAUGUUGUGGAGUUUUGACUUCAAGAAUAGCUCCAUGCAUGUUGAAACCAACUGUGAUUUAAAUGAUUAAAUCCUUCCUCUGUUUUAACUUUGUUGAGCCCCCCAAGGACAAUUAGCUUUGUUUAUUUAUAGACCUUUUCUGUUCAUUAAAAUAUUUCCAACCUAUAAUGUCACAAAAGACCACACUAGCCACUUUAUGUUAUGUUACUUAAUAUCGGAAGCUCGAAUGCCAAGUUUAUUUUUAUUAACAUCGGUGGCAGUUCGCUCUGCCCUUUUUACAUCUUGUAAAAUAAAAGCAAUCAAAGCUAUUCUCAGAUUGGCAAGUUAGCUUUUUCAAAGAAGAUAAAUGUCCAAUUAUAUAUGCAUACUAUGCAGGAAAAAAUAAGGAAGGAGAUAUGGUUACAGUCAAAGUUUGCCGCUUUCUUGAGAAGGUUUAUGUGAAAUAAAAGCUUCAUUUUAAUAAAGAUAUGCACAGGCUGGGUGCUUGUAAGCAGAUUAAUCCAGCUUUUAACCAUACUUAAACUCUGCGCACACAAGAACAUGAUGCCAAAGGCAAAAAUGGGCAAUGAUAUGAUAGCAUCAGUAGAAUCUGUACUCCUUUUUUAAUAUACAUUUAUUAUUGCCAAUUACUAUUUUUAUCGCCACCAGAUUUUGGAAUCUCCAGCUGUGUGGGUUUUUCCCGUCUCUAUAAGACGUGUUAAGAUCAGAACCCCGCGCCCUUGCACAAGCCUGACGAAGUGUGGGAAGGCUCCUCCAGCCCGCCCACCUCCAAGCCACUCAUUGUUUAACACAUCACAGGCUCCACAUCCCCGUGAAAAACCCUCAGGUUUAUUUGGAAGAGAGGCACGUCCCUCACUGACAGCGCUGCCAGCAAUUGCCACCCAUGCCAUGGCAGAGCUCAACUCAUUUUGUGCCAGAUGCUCGGGGAAUCCAGGUGGCAUUCGGUUACUGAACUGAGGCAGGCUCGUACCCGUGACGCCUAGGUCAUAGAGCUCAACUAGCACUGGACAAGCACCUCUACCAUUUGCAACACUUGGAAGGUUAGAUCCCUUUCUGCUUACCACCCUUUUGGCGCUGGACCGUGCUCAGUGCUUGAUUGAUGGUGAUGCAAAGCUGGGGCAACAUGAAAGAAACAGAUUCAGUUUUGUUUUGGUGCAUUCAUUGCUCAUCAGCUCAGGAUCGUGCGAUCAGGUAACAGAUCACUGUCUGUCCUAAUAAGAACUAUGACUAGAGCUAGAGGUAAUUUGGGAAUUGGGAACUCGCUGUGUCUAACCUUAGUGCUAUUACACUAAAUGUGUAAGCAUAAAGUUCCAAAUGACUUUUUACCUUAUAGCGUAUGUCUCUUCCUAGGGUAAUUUUGGGGGAGGACCAGAAAUUAGUACUUUGUAUCUGUUACAGACGGUCCUUUCAGCAUUUUUGUUCAUUGAUUACAAGUUUACAAUUCUUAACAAGGAUGGGGUACUUCUCUCUUAUUGUGUUUGUGUCACUGAAUUACAAGUAUUGCUGCAGGUUCAUCAUCUUGCGCUAUAAAAUUGUAUUUGGUGUUAAGCUUUUAUAUUCACAAAACGAGUGUGGAUCAAGCUAACAAAGUUUCUGCACUUUGGUCUCUUUCAAGAAAUAUCUGAAUGACACAGGAAGUGAUAACUAUCUAGCUCCAGUGUUUUACUGCAGUUGUGUUCACUGCUGAGCAAAAUUCUUUUUGCAUUGUUCUGCUGUUUUCGCUCAUGUUUUUUGAUCCUUAUGCAGAAAUGAAUUGAAGAUCGACAUGGAAUUGUAGGUUUCAGCCAUUUUGUUUUCAGCAAACAGGUAAUCCUGAUAUAUGUUUUGUAGAACACUAGUGAGGCCAUUUAGGCCUGCGGAUGUAUAGAGAGAAACAAAUUAUGUGAAGGAUGAGGAUCACCUGCCAUUCAGUCAUCAAUUAAAUUCCAUUGGUACACGUGAUGGACUAGCUGCUAAUGUUUCAUUGUGGUUUUUCAUGUGUAAUUCACCAUCUGUUAUGAUCCCAUUUUUAAACUUUCCAAUCAAUGUGAAUUAAAGAUUGCUAAAUGAUAA
Messenger RNA from Lepisosteus oculatus (spotted gar), 6818 nucleotides. The record is from RefSeq and is a predicted model, not a curated record. NCBI's taxonomy places the organism in Eukaryota, Metazoa, Chordata, Actinopteri, Semionotiformes, Lepisosteidae.